UUAAAUUUGUCUGAUGUCUGCUACAUUCACACCAUAAUUUUUUUUACCAUUCUCACGAUUUAAAAUUACGCGCGUAAAUUGUGUCAGUUAUAGAGCGCGCCAAUGUAAUACAUGUGUGAACUGUACAUGUGUGUGUCUAUUACAGUUGUCUCCAAGUCGUUCUAGUCGCAGGAGGUCAAUCUGUUCAUGUCGUACAUGAUUUUUCUGUUGGAGUAAAAAAAAUAGUCAUGUAUAUUUAAAAUAAAUUUAAAAUACUAAAUUAUUUUUUAAAUUAAAACUUAUAUUUUUUUUUACAUAAAAAAUAUCAACAUCAGUUUAUUAAAACAACGUAAACACAAUACAUGGUAGCAAAAAGUGAAUUAUUUGUGUUAACAAAUAGUAUUUGCUAACAAAACUGUCGGGUUUGUUUAUUAAUAAAUAUUAAAAGUAAAUUUAUUAAAUAUAAAUGUAAUUAUUUUUAUGGAUAAGUUAAUUAAGUUUUAUAUACUUUGAGUAAAUCUACAAUGCAUAGUGAAAAUUGUCCAUCAGUAAGUUUUAAUGACGAUUCCGAAGUUCCUUCGGUUCAUUCAACAAUAAAUCUCUCUACGUUAGAAGAAGAUAUUGCCAUAAGUUCAUCAACUCUUGAUACAAGAGAUAAAACAAGUGAAGAAACAGAACCAGAAUAUGUCUCUUAUAAAUCACUGAAUAAAGUUAUUUAUUUAAAUGAAGAAACCAUGGAUUGUAAUUAUUCAGAGUCAACAGAAACCCCAAAGAAAAAUAAAAUUUUAAGUCAAGAUUUAACAAGCCCCGAAUUAUUCAAAAGCGACGACGAGGAUGAUGUUAAACCAGUGUCCAAAAAUUUCAAACGAAUAUUAUCACAACCAACAGUUACUAAAAUAAUACCCCGUAAAUUAACUCAAGACGAGUUAAUAAUUCAAUCCGACAGUUAUUUACUUACGAGAACGAAUAAAUUUUUAACAGGAGUCCCGCCGCCUCCAAAAUUAACGAUCUGUCAAAGCGACUGUACUGAUUUUCUAAGUCAUAUACGUAAAAAUCGUAAGUAUUUUUGGGUGGAUCCCUUUAACAAAGACGAUGAAAAAAUAUUAUCUAGCGAUGAAGUAGCUACGAAUACAACUACAACAUCUACUGGUACCACUACUACUACUACGACUGAUGAUACUGAUAGCACAAUUUUUUCUGCAAAGUCUGAUUUAAAAAAAAUAAUAAGUAACGAAUCAAAUGAAAGAAUUUCAUUGUCACGUUCACGUAGUUUAAGAAAUUUAACAAAUGCCUUUGAUGCCUGUGAUCAAUCAAACAGUUCAGCCUCUGUAAUACGUACAGAAAUAUCUAAUGACAGUGCUGUAACUGAUUGUUGUAGUAAUACCCAUACAAAUAAUACAAAUACAAGCAUGGAAACAUUUAAUGAACGGGUUAAUAAUAGUAGUAAUUGUAAUAUUAAUGUUAAUAAUAAUAAUAAUAAUAAUAAUAAUAAUAAUAAUAAUAAUAAUAAUAACAAUAAUUUAAAUGAAAGUGAAUUAAGUAAUUUAUCAAGUAUUACAGCAAGUAUCGCUUCUAUUAGUACAACAGAAGCUACAGUUAAAGACAACGUAAAACACGUCACCUUUGAUAUACCCCAAGAUGAAGAACACCUCGGAAUUUUCCGUACCAUUGAUGAUAAACAAGCAAAGUCUUUACCCUGGCCGAUUAUUUUUAAACACAAAGCACCUGGGAUUCAUUACAAUAGAAAUAAAUUUAUUGAGGAAUUUGAAAAUUUGUCGACGAAAUUAUGCGAGAGGUACGUCGGGAAUGAAACACAAUCAACUUGCACCAUUUGGUUCACUAAACAAGCACCUGGUAGUGCUAAAAAACGGAUGCUGUUGGGCAAACGUGGAAUUGGUCAGAGUCCGGGUAAAAGAUUGAGUCAUUUAGCGAGACGUCGUAAGACAUUUUCAAGUGCCAAUUUGCAGGGAAUGGCUGAAAAGAAGCAAAUUGUCCUUAAUGUUAAAAAACCAAUCAUUAAAAAGGGAAAGAGCCCGCGAGGUAAGAGCCCACGUGGUAAAAGUCCGCGGGGAAAAAGCCCGCGCAAUUCGGCAAAGAAGCGGUUGAGUAGAAAAUUGUUGUUAGAGGGACCUAGUCCCAGGAAAACAAAACUAGAAACGUCGAAACGCGCGUUAUUUCAAAGCCCGACUAAUGAUCGUGCUGGACCAAGUAAAUCUGCGCAGAUGGGCAUAAGUAAUCCGCAAAAAAUAAAACGCGCGUUGUUUCCAACUCCACAGAAGAAAGAAGGCAUGCCAAGUAAUGUGGAGGAAGUUACUAAGAAAAGAAAGAGUGAUGAAGAGCUUGAAGCUCCAAGAGUCAAGUGGCCGAAGAGUUUGUCAUUUGACUGCACGUACAACAACUUGGAUAGUUCGCGAGAGUCUUGGAGUAGCGAUAGAUAUUCAAGUAGUAAUGUACAUAUGAAGAGUGAAACUAUGUCACAACCUGUUAAAGUUGGGCUCAGUGAUAAUAAUAAAAAAAAAUUACUGUGGGCAGUCUAUCAAGCUCUGCAGUCUAGAGGCAUAAACAUGGAGCAUCCAAAAUUUAAACAAUACGCCAAUCAGCUUGCGAGAACUGUAAGAAAAUAUAUGCCUGAUUUGGAAAAUCAUAAUAUUCCACGUAAACCAGGCAGUACUUGCGAUCGUAUGCUAAAGUUAGCGAAUAUUCACGUUCUUCUUGUUGUCGAAGCUAAGUGCGAUUAGAUAGCCAAUCUAAGUUGUUAUGAUGUUAAAUAAUAGUUAUGACUAUGAUUAAAUAAGUUUCUUUGUUCCUAUUUUACUUAUAUAAAUAAUUAAUAAUAUAUUUACAUUAUUGGUCAAGUUAAUUUUUAAACUGUGGCGAAUAUUUCGCUAUUCUCCAUGUUUUUGACCAUACGAAAGACUUUUAUCAGGGAUACUGUUUUUUUUUUUUUAACUAACAUUAAUUCUUUUAAUACAUUUAAAUAAUAUAAAUAAUUACCGUUACUGUCGUUUAAAAAUUAUUUUUAUUAUCGAUAAAAUAGUAAAUUAAAUUGUAUAAUAUAAAAAUGGCAUCUUGGAAAAAAAUAAAAAAUUUUUUAUGAUUAAUUUAUUGGUAUUUAUUUUUUUUAUCCCUUUAAAUUUAACGAUAUAUUUAUUUGCUCAUAAUGCUGAGGGUUUCAAAAUUACCAUUAAGAAUUUAUUGACAUUUAUUAUAUUAGAAGAUACACAAGCAACAUCUUAUAGAUGUCAAAAGUAAGAGUCUUGACAUCUAUAAGAUGUUUUUAGGCUGUUUUUUGAGAUAUCGAUAAGGCACCAAAAUGAUGACAAGAGAUCAGAAAUUUAUGUCACCGAAAAAAUGUCUGUUUAAAAAACUUUACACGUGACAACAAAAAGUUUAUAACAAAUCAUUGUCAAUUAGGUCAUUCAAAGGUUUUUGUAAUUGAAAUGACUUUUUUAAGACAGUAAAAGAAGAAAAAUUUCUUGUGACUUCUAGGACCAAUAUCUUAAGGGUAGUUAAUGCUUUUAGCCACUUUAGGGCCGGUUUUGAACACUUGAAAAAUUUGAAUAAAGUAAUUUGUAAAAGACGCAAUGUCAUAAUUAAGUUUUAAAAAGUGUAAACAGAUAUUUAUAUCACACUACUGCUAUGGAAAUUUUAUUUAAAACUUUAUCAUUAAUUAAAAUAAAGUAUUAAAUGUCCAAAAAUGACGCAGUGGCCACCAAUGAAACCUCUACUCUAUGUCUUCUUUAUAUAAAAAAAAAACUUGGCUUUAAGACAAAAAAAAGUCUUGGGUAAUUGUAAAAUCGCAUUGGUUUGAAAUUGUCUUGUUUUGACUGACUCUAACUCAGUUUAAAAUAAUAUUCAAAAUUAUGAUACUAAAAGUACCAGACAAUAAAAAAUUUCUUUCAAAUGAACAACCAAAAUACUUAAGCGCAGAACUUUUGAAAAUUGUGUAUCAUAAAUUUUAAAAAAUAUCUCUGCGUAUUUGAAAAAUUUAAUUUUACUUAUAAGUAAUUUAUAAAAAUAAAAAAAUUGCUUGACGUUUGCUACUUUCCUAUCAUGAAAAAUUGAUUAAUUCUGACGCGGAUAAAUUCAACGAGCAUAAAAAAAAGACGUCAAAUAUAUUGUUUUUUUAGGUCAAUAUCUACAAUUCAAUUAACAUUUUAUUAAUCUAUAAUAAUCAAUGACUAAUAUAGCUAAUGAUUUUUUUAAUAUCAAAGACAAUAAAUCCUCAUUGAUUUUACUGGCUAUGAAAAAUUGAUACGAUCGAAAACUGAGUGUAUUUAUUUAGCGAUGAUCAACUACAAUUUUAAAAUAUUAAAUAGUUUUAAUUAAACUGUCAUUUUUUAAAAUAAUUAUUUUAUUUUUUCACCCAACAAUUUUUCAAACUAAGAGCAUUCUCAGACAGUGCCCUUCACUUUUUAAAAAUAUCAAAUGAUCUUGAACUUUCAUAAGAGUAUUAAAAUUUUAUGAAAUAAUUUCAAAUAAAUUAGAAAUCAAUUUGGUUUAACUCCAAAUCGAUAUCAACUGUAAAUUAUUUUUUAAAAAAUCUAUGUCUCGGCGAAAUCGCAACUAUGUUGCCCUUUUUUCAAUUAAUGCCUCAACUUUUAUUUUUAAUUAAUUAUCAAAAUUUUAAUAGUCAUUGAAUAUUUUAAAUACUUGAAUUGUUAUCAUUUUUUUUUUUACUACUAAUUAUAUUUAGCAUGGCUAAAAAUUUAUUCCAAAUUGGAGUGAAUGCGGAUUUAAAUAAAAUCCGUGAUUACUCCGGAUUGACUCCCGUUUUUUUACAGUAUAUGUCUUUGGACUUUGAAAAUUUUUAGCUAUAAAAUAAAUAUACAAAACAAUUGUCAAAAAAAAUUAUACGUCUUUUGGCUUUAGGAAAUUUCCUAAAAUCAAAUGCGUUAAAUAUAAGUACUUUUGGAAUUACUGACGUGAUAUAUUUUAUAAUAGACAAAAAAAAAAAAUAGUAUAAGUGUAAUUUUUAAUUGUAAUCGAAUGAAAGACAUUAAAAAAAAAAAUUUCAGAUAACCGUUAUCUUGUUGGUGUAUUAGUAAAAAAAAAAAAUAAUUAUUUUCCAAAGUAUAAAAGCAAAUUACUACCAAAAAGUCUAGUAAAAAUAAUUGUUUAUUUACAAUCCAAGCCAGCGUUUGAAACGACAGUAAAAUAGUGCUGAAAUUAAUUAUUAUUUUAUGAAUAUCGAAGAUGUUAAAAUUGUUAAUUAUUUCAAUAACUAUACAAAUUUUUUUAUUACCACAUACGGUGCAAUCAGGCAAUGAAUCUCCACUACAACCACGGUGUAGAAUUUAUAAAUACAAAAGAUAUGAAGUUCGUAAAGACGUUAUAAAAAACAUUAACAGCAAUAAAAGAAUGAGUGAACUAUCGUUAACUGGAACUCAUGAGUCGAUGUCUUAUAAGAUAACUGAUUUAAAAUUUCAAACACAAGAUUUAAAUAUUACUGAGCAAUUACUUUCCGGUGUGCGUUUUCUUGAUGUUAGCGUACGUUUCGUAAAUACAAAAUUAAAAAUUUUCACACGUUUAAAUGAUCUCAAUCACACACUUGAUGAUUUAUUUAAUGAAGUCAAUACUUUUAUUGAUAAAAAUGAUAAGGAAUUAGUUAUUAUUAAUUUAAAGUAUGAUGACGUCAAGGAAGACGAUAGAUCACGCAUAUUUUCAAAUCAUCUUCACAACUGUGAAAUAUUUGAGCAUGAUUAUCCGCGACUAAUUAGACAGUGGAUACUCUUUGAAGCUAUUGGAAAUUAUCGCGGUAAAAUUUUAUUAUCAACUACUGAAAUCAUGUUUUCUCAGUGCAUGUUCUUCAUUGAAAAUAAUUGUUUAUUAUCAAAUAAAAUUAGUGUAGAUAAUAUUGGUAGUGACUUUGAUAAUUAUCCAUUAGUUAAUUAUAAAUGGCUAAAAUAUAAAAUUUUGUCAAAGGAUGUUAUUUAUGAUAAUUACGCAUGUUACAUGUACGAUUUAAGUGUUUAUGAUAAUAAUAUACUUUUUUCACGUGGGUUUACUCAAGACGGUGGUUAUUAUAAUUACAGUGGUACAUGUAUUGAACCUAUUAAUUAUAGAAUUGCUCAUCAAUAUUCAGGUACUCGCCACUUAACUAUGACAAUUAUUCUAGUUGAUUAUGUAACACAAGAAAUUAUUGAUGUAGUUAAUAGUUUUAAUUAAAUUUACUUGUAAUUAAAUUUUGAGUUUCAAUGUCUAAUGCUAGUGGCGAAAAUUCAGUUGCAGAGUAAUGAGAUUUUGCGAUUUCAAAAGGACUGUAAAAGUCACGUUUCUGACGGAAGUUAUAACUUUGUUGGUAUUGCAUCUAUUUAUAAUAAGCGUCAAAAUAAUUGUCAUUGUAAAUUUAAAUAGUAAAUUGUCUAAUUUCGACAGGCUCCAAAAAUUUAAAUUCGGCUCUAUUACAGGUAAUUAUAAAAAAAAAGUCCGGCUUAACCCAGAAUAGAAAGGUAGAUUUCUUAUUUAAAUAUAAAAAUUAUAUUUUAAUUUAAAUAACAAUUUCAAUUAAAGAAAACUAAAAAAAAAAAAAAUUAGUAAUUUAGUUAUUUUUUUUUUAAUUUUGGAAAACAAACUUAGAAAAAUUUUUAAAAAAACAAGUAAUGAAGUGAAAAUUAAAGAUAAUCGAACUCUGAUACAUUUUACAGAAUUUAGUUAUCGCUUUCAGUUCGAAUUUUACCCGCGAAAAAUGAAAACUUUUUUCAUUUACUUUGAAUAUAAAAAAAAAAAGAAUUAACGUAUUUGAGUCCCCAAAAAUUAUAAUUUUUUAAGUACCCCGUUUUGCCCCUCCCGAUCCUAUAAGUAAACUUUUGAACGGAUGGUAUUUUUUGACUCUACUAGAAAAAUAAGACAUGGCUGCAAAAUUCCCAUUGCAAGUCCGAUUUUUAAAGAAAUCUACUAGAAAAUUAGUUAGUCAACAUCAUCGUCGUCUGAAAUCAUAGUUUCAUUCCUCGCCACAGAAUACAUUACUUUUGUUUAAUAAUAAUUAUAAUUUAUAUUAUAAACUUAGAAUUAAAUAAUAAAUAUUAAUAGUUAUUAAAGAUCUAGACUAGCAAGUUAAAAAUAUGUAUAAUAUAAAAAAUAUUUAUAUAUAUAAUUUUGUUAAUUAUUAUGAGAUAUUAAUUUAAUAAAUUGGUAUAAAGAAAUA
This is a messenger RNA of Microplitis demolitor, 7126 nucleotides long. RefSeq names its product probable serine/threonine-protein kinase DDB_G0278901 (gene mi). The coding region runs from base 504 to 2717 and encodes 737 amino acids. NCBI's taxonomy places the organism in Eukaryota, Metazoa, Arthropoda, Insecta, Hymenoptera, Braconidae. The record is from RefSeq and is a predicted model, not a curated record. The transcript is spliced from 3 exons.